This is a messenger RNA of Anolis sagrei ordinatus, 1121 nucleotides long. RefSeq names its product translocase of inner mitochondrial membrane 23 homolog B (gene TIMM23B). Gene Ontology annotation, biological process: protein import into mitochondrial matrix. Lineage: Eukaryota; Metazoa; Chordata; Lepidosauria; Squamata; Anolidae. Gene Ontology annotation, molecular function: transmembrane protein transporter activity. The record is from RefSeq and is a predicted model, not a curated record. Gene Ontology annotation, cellular component: mitochondrial inner membrane; TIM23 mitochondrial import inner membrane translocase complex.
GUCGCGAGGCCUCGCUUUACGGCAGCAAGUUCCACUCGCGCGACGACUCCAGAGAGGUCGUCUUGGGCUGUCUUUCCGCGCCGGCCUCGAGGCAGGAAGGAAGGAGCGCGCGGCGGCGGGCUGAGAGGAAGCUGACGGAGAGGGCCGUCCUCCGCCUCCAUGGAGGGGGGCGCCGGGAACACCAAGAACUCCGGCCUCGGAGGCCUCUUCGGCGCCGGGGGAGUCGGCGGGCCGGGCUAUUCCCACGCGGACCUGGCCGGCGUGCCUCUGACUGGAAUGAACCCUUUGUCUCCUUAUUUGAAUGUGGAUCCCAGAUACCUUGUACAGGAUACAGAUGAAUUCAUAUUACCCACUGGAGCUAGCAAAACUAGGGGCAGGUUUGAGCUGGCCUUCUUUACAAUUGGAGGAUGUUGCAUGACAGGAGCUGCAUUUGGUGCACUGAAUGGGCUGCGGUUAGGUUUGAAGGAGACUCAAAGCAUGGCUUGGUCCAAACCUAGAAAUGUACAGAUUUUAAAUAUGGUGACAAGACAAGGGGCAUCGUGGGCUAACACCCUUGGGUCUUUAGCACUCCUAUAUAGCGCUUUUGGAGUUAUUAUUGAAAAAACACGAGGCGCAGAAGAUGAUCUCAAUACAGUUGCUGCUGGGACCAUGACAGGGAUGCUAUAUAAAAGUACAGGUGGACUACGUGGGAUAGCAAGAGGUGGCAUGACAGGACUGAUUCUCACCAGCCUCUAUGCUCUCUAUAACAACUGGGAGCAUAUGCGGGGCUCAGUGCAUAGGCAGUCACUUUGAGCAGAACUGCAUAACCACUCAUGUAGUGCAAUAAGACUUGAACCCUUUCAGUACAGCACGGAAUAAAACAAAACCAAAUAGACUGCAGAAUCUUAUUGCGAUCACAUAGUUAUCAAGACUUUUGGAUCCUCUCCGUUGGCAGUUGGUGAUGCGUGCUGUAUUACCAGUGAGGGUGAAGAUCUUGGCUCUACAGCAUGUCCACUAUUGCUCUGGCCAGAAAUUGUUGUACUUUACCUUGGGUCAUGUAAACAUCUGUCCUGUAUAAUCAGGUUUGUGUACCAAUGCCAUUGCUUGACUUAAAUCUAAUAAAGUUUGUGUACCUAUGCUAA